CCCUUGGCUGCACAGGGCUCGUAUUCCAGCCGGCUGGCGGCAGAAACAGGAAGUGGGAACGUACUCUCUGGGCGGGCCAAGAGGACUGUUUUAGUUCUCCGGCGCCCUCCCAUUCAGCCCGUGAGCUCCCAUCGCUGACUAGGUGUUGCCAACGGAAAAAAAUCUUGGAACCAUAUCGAAUAUGGAGAAACACUUACUUAACUUGAAGUUUGCUGCAAAAGAACUUAAUAGAAAUGCCAAGAAAUGUGAUAAAGAAGAAAAGACUGAGAAGGCCAAGAUUAAAAAGGCCAUUCAGAAAGGAAAUACAGAAGUUGCAAGAAUACAUGCUGAAAAUGCAAUCCGUCAGAAAAACCAAGCUAUAAAUUUCUUGAGAAUGAGUGCUAGGGUUGAUGCUGUGGCUGCCAGAGUUCAAUCUGCAGUAACAAUGGGCAAGGUAACAAAGUCAAUGGCAGGUGUAGUUAAAUCUAUGGAUGCUACAUUGAGGAGUAUGAACCUUGAAAAGAUUUCUGCAUUGAUGGACAAAUUUGAACACCAGUUUGAAACUCUGGAUGUUCAAACACAGCAAAUGGAAGAUACAAUGAGUAGCACUACAACCCUAACAACUCCACAAAACCAAGUGGAUAUGCUGCUUCAAGAAAUGGCAGAUGAAGCUGGGCUUGAUCUUAAUAUGGAACUACCACAGGGUCAGAUGGGUUCUGUUGGCACAAGUGUUGCUUCAAUUGAGCAGGAUGAAUUGUCACAGAGACUUGCUCGUCUUCGUGAUCAAGUAUAACUUAAAGAACUGGUGCUUCUAUUUUCUUCACUUGCUGAAGUCUUUGUGUGUAUAUAUAGAUAAGUUGCCCUCCACUUACACUAAAAUCUUUAUAUAGCAGGAUAACUUGGAUUCUAUUUGUAUAUAAUACUUUCUUUUGUCUCGCUGUAAUUUCCAACAUGUUUUUUUCCAGGAAGUUUCCACACGGGAAGAUUUUACAGUUCUGUAUAUUAUGUGUAAAACUGUGAGGGGCAUAUUUUUGUAGAUGUCUUUGACAAAGUUAGCAUUAAUUUAUUGUGUAUUAAACAUCUUCCUCAAAUGUUACAUCAAAAAUAUAGCAUCGAGUGUUUCUAGGUAAAAUGUUUUUUAUAGAAUAAAGUGUAGAAUAAGAGUUUUGGGCUUUUCUUAAUUAUUAGUCAUUUUUAAUCUUCGUAGUGACAAGUGUUUCAUAAACAUAAAAGCAGUGAAAGUGUGUUUACUUAAUAUGUUUUUAUAUGUUUACUUAGCCAGAGGACCUCAUAUAGUGUCACACAAUGAACACUACCGUAUUCUGGGUUUUGUUUUGUAUCCAACCAGAAGCACAGUUGACCUAUAAUCUGUUCUUCAGCUCUUAAACUUUACCAUUAGAUUUUAACCCCAUAAUUUAAUGACUAUUUGAAUUUUUUAAAUGUUUAAAAAUUUCAUUGAUAAUUUUCCUAUCAACUAGUAAAUUGAGCAACAUUAAAUCAAGAAAUUAAGGUUUGCUCAUUUUUAAAUUUUCAGUUUGUUAAAUAUCAUUAAGACUGCCAUUUGUCAAAUAUCAUUGAGUCAUUUGUAGGAAAUGAUUGAUUCUUGAGAUCAUAAUGCUAAGUGAAAUAUAUCAGACAUACAAGCUUAUAUAUCACACAGUUUCUUUCAUGUAAGAAAACCAAAAUGUAAAUAAAGAUAAUAGAAAACAGGAAGGUAGAUAUUCUGUGAAAAAAAGGGAUAAAGAAAUGGGGAAUGGGUGAUGAAAAAAGAAUAUGCAUUUUGUGUAUGUGCCAGAUCCUCACAAGGAAUAAAACAGUUAUGUUCUGAAAACAGGUACUAAAAAAAAGAAAAAAACAUAAUCUGGCUUUUCCUACUUUCAAAUGAAAUUCUAAAGCAUACUUUCAGUGGUUUUCCUAUGUAUACUUACUUCUUGUUAAUAUAUUUCCAAAGUUGACUAAUUCGCAUGAUAUUAAUAUCAUUUACAUAUUUCCAUAUGAUUGUUGAUUAAUUGCUCUUCCAGAAUUUUGGCAAGUGUUUUUAUGCCAACCAGCAAAAUAACUAAAAAUGAAAACAAAAUGAGCCAACUCAAGUUACAACUUUUGUUAAUUCCUGGUUAAAUCUGUUCAUGUUUUCUUUUUAUGCAACUCUGUUACUAAGUGGAAGAAAUAAAGAAGAUGAAAUGUUUUGUUCAA
Molecule: messenger RNA, 2172 nt
Organism: Cavia porcellus (domestic guinea pig)
Lineage: Eukaryota; Metazoa; Chordata; Mammalia; Rodentia; Caviidae
Product: charged multivesicular body protein 1B2
Exons: 8
Coding region: 182-772 (196 amino acids)
Biological process (GO): protein transport; late endosome to vacuole transport; endosome transport via multivesicular body sorting pathway
Cellular component (GO): ESCRT III complex; multivesicular body
Source: RefSeq, a predicted model, not a curated record